CGGUCGCGGCGCAGAUUUAAAAGUGAAAUGAAGCUGGUCGGGUUUAGAGCCGAGUCUGUAGAGAGCUAAUGCGAAAUCGUAUGCAGAGCCAAGCUGUCUGCCUGGAAGCCGAGCUCUGGUAUAUAUAUAGCUGUAUAUAUAUCAGAAACAAAAAAAAAACAUGUGGACGGUCUCUCGGAUGCCUCCUGGACCUCGCCAUCCGCUUUCCGCACGGCUGUGACGGGGACUCGAGGGCCUGAAAGGACGCCGCUGCGCUCCCAUAGAUAGAUCGAGACGCAGAGCAGAAUCGAAGGGACCAUGCUCAGCAUCAUAGCGGCCGGCUCCAUAUUCUUCCCAGGCCUUUUCCUGCUGUCGAAGCGAUGCCUGAAACGCACGCCCGGUCUGAAGUGGAGCGAGGGCGAUGCCGUCAUCGUUUCUGCCAGACUUGUGUCAUCCGUUCAAGCCAUCAUGGCCUCCUCCGCUGGCUACAUUAUCGCAUCAUCUUGUAAAGACAUCAUUGAGGAUCAGCAUUGGCUCACCAGCACCUACAUCCUGUUUGCCGUCCCGUACUUCGUGUAUGACAUCUACGCCAUGUUCAUGUGCUACUGGUACAAGGUGCAAGUCAAAGAUCAUGAGGAAGAGGGAGCAGCCAAGCCCAUGUCCACUGUCAUAAGAAGCUACCUGCGGCGAGAAUUCCUCAUGGUGCUGCAUCACGUUGUUAUGGUUACCGUCUGCUUUCCCGUUUCUGUGUUCUGGAGGCAGGGAAGGGGGGAUUAUUUCCAAGGUGUUAUGUUCCUGGCUGAACUCAGCACUCCGUCCGUUUGUCUGGGAAAAAUACUAAUUCAGUACAAGCAGCAGCACACUCUGCUUCAUAAAGUCAAUGGAGCUCUCAUGCUGGUCACUUUCUUCGUCUGUCGAGUCCUUCUCUUCCCCUACCUCUACUACGCCUAUGGCAGGUAUGCGUCCAUCCCCCUCUACAUGGUACCCCUGUCCGUCCCAUGGCAUUGUAACUUGGGGGCUGCCCUGCUCAUGGCGCCACAAGUCUACUGGUUCUCUCUGAUCUGCAGGGGAGCUUUCCGCCUCUUCAGCGGUGCAUCCCGCCACCAGCGCCCCCCUCGCAGCACAGACUCUGACCCCAAAUCCCCGCUCCAACCCCCUGCCAAUGGCUACAGCCCCCGUGAGACAGAGAGGGAGCCCAUCUCGCACUGAAACACACUGAGAGAGAGGCUGGAAAGUGGAAGGGAAAAAUAGGGGUUAGUCUGAAAAGGACUGUUUUAAGGCCUUAGCCUAAAACAUGAGGCUGAAUGCUAACAUAUAUUACAAGUAGUGGAUGUACCACUGCUCCAUUGGGUCGAGGAAGGGGUUAAGAGAUGAGGGCAAAUGAAGGGGAAGAAAGAUAUAUAUAGAGGAUUUAGAGGAUGAGAUUGAGAGUGAAAAGACUGAAGGCAUGAUUGUCUCCAUCCUUUCUUUUUUCCUCUGAGGGGAAAAUUUCAGGAGCAUGUUCCUAAAGCCUGUGUCAUACUCUCGUCAAAGCAAAACCCGCGGACGCGGAGCGAAGUUCAGACCAAACACAGAUUGUAUUCUUCAUACUGAAUAUACUGAAAUAUUCCAUGAUUGAAUUUUCAUUCAGCUGGGGAGAGGGAGGAUGUAGUAUAUUGUACAGGAGUGCUAGCCCUUCAUUUGUACAUGACCAUUACAAUAUUAACCGCAAGAAAAAAUAAGGGUUAUUCCAGUAUUCUAGCCCGCUGCCCUCCGUCAUCAUAAGAACAUGGACUGAGAAAGAGGGAUCUAGUCUCUGUCUCUGUGUCCCCUCACUCACUUCAUUAUGUCACCGACUGACAGGACUGGAAAAGGGAACAGCUUUUCUGUCAGUGUACAUAGCAAAAUGUCAUUAGUGUCAAUUUUGGAAUAGGGUUUUUUAUUAUUAUUAUUAUUAUUUGUGUAGAAUUUAUUAUUUAUAGUUUUUACUCUUUAGUAUGAGUAGAUUUGACAUAUUUUACAUAUAAGCUACCUUCUGCCACAAGAGGAAAAGGUCGUUGAGAAGAAGCCAACUAGACAUUAGGUUUUAGUUUUAGUUUUUUUAGUUUUUAGCAAAUACACACAAGCUUAAUUAUGCACCCAGGAGGGACGUGUGUGCCAGUACAUAAACAUAUGAACUAUACCUUGAUUAUAAAGGUUUGCCAAUAGUAAAAUCAGACAGACCUGCCAAUAGCAAGAUGCCAUUUUUGCAUUGCUUACUGGUAUGUGUUUACCUCAGCACUGGCAUCUUAGACUCAACAACUACUUUUACCCUUUUAACCUUUUAAUGAUGCACAGGUGAAGUGUGAUUUACACUGUGGAUUCUUAUUUUUUUUUUGUUGCAGUGAUUAUAUAUUAUGAUAGCCUGCAGAUUGAAUAUGAAACAUUUAAGGGCUGAAGCCCUUAUUGUAAAAUCCAUACUUAUGUUUUCACACACUGAUGAUGCCAAUUUGACCAUAACAGUAUUAUAUGGGGAAAAUGCAGGAUAUUUUAGCAUUUAGUUACAUCUCUGUUCAUAUACAGUACAUUUAGUCAUUAGAUAGACACUUCUAUCCAAAACAACAUGCAAGUGAGGCUCCUGCAGAAGCUGCACUGGCUCUUCUCUGAGGUGGUUCUGUACUGGUCUCUGCAUCGCUGAGCUGGUAUCAGACAAUGCAAUGCACUGAAAGGACUGAGAGGGCAUUCACUGGAUCAAAGACACUUGUUCCUUUACCACACUGCUGUAGGAUUUUUAAAUGAGGUAAUGUUUUACUUAGUUUUACUUCUGUUAUUUAUUUGAAUUGUUUUCUUUUAUUAUUUAUUCCAUUCACUGAGUAAAUGUGCUCCAAGGCAUCUAUGUAGCUACAACAGCCACUUGUUCAAUGUGUUCACUUACAGUACUAGGAGGUUGUUGUAAAUUGGAGCAGCAUCAGCAGCACUGAUUCUAAGGGAAACCAAAACGGGGCCAGUAUCCUGGAGCACGCUCAGUAGGGCAAAGCCACAGGCCGAGAUCUGUUUAAUAAAACAGGUGCGUUAAAGCUCUUAGAGCUUCAGGUCUAUAUAAUCUUCACUGCUCAUCCAAAUUUAAAAGGGCACAUUUUAGGGAUCCUGGGUGGCACUGAAGUAAUCUAAGCAUCAGGCCUGUCAUAGCUUUAGCCCAAUCACCGGGUGAUUGCAGCUUUGUAUGCCAGGGUCAUCACCAGGGAUCAAACAAUUGGUAAAAUCCUCUGCAGGAGUCCAAGAGAGCAUAAUUGGCCUCACUCUCAUUGGGUGGGCCCUUCCUCUCAUCCUAUGACUCAGCUUGAUGCAAACAAGAGUGGGCCUCUGUUAUCAGACGCUGUCAGUUUGUGUCAUCCCCCAAGCAGUUUACAGUUCCGAAAAAAGUAUGUGGCAGGCUUCGCCCUCCCAGUAUUGAUGACAUCACGUGUUUAGGGAGCCCUAACUAUUAGAUUAAAACUGAAAUGCCCAAGUUGGUAAAACAUCAUGUGCAGUUUUUAUUAUUCCUAUCUAAAAAAAAAAUAUUUCUCAGAACUCAAAUCAUGUACUUACAAUAAUUUAUUACAGAUUGGUUUGGCUAAAGAUAGUAAAAGUUCUUAAAAAUAAAUAUAAAUUGUUUUUAGUGCUGUGCCAGCGUUCUAACAAAAUCAAUGUCCCCAAACCCUCUCUAAACUCCUACAAAUAAGAACCCACAAUCAUUUAAAUAAGAAAUAUUUUAAACAUAAGGUGCUAAUAAGGUUCUUAGAUGAUUGAGCCAUGGUAUAAAAGUUUUUGUACAUAUAUUCGUAUGCAGAACCUUAAAAAAGUUUCUAUUUAAAGUAUUUCACCUUCAAAUAUUCUUUACAAAAAUAUGUUAUUUUUAUGACACUGCCCAAUAACCUUUGUGUUCUCUACAAAAUAUUUAAAAUAAGAAAUCAUUAAGAGAGGCAGCUGCGUAUUUGUGAAAACAUUAACACGGUAUGUUCUGAAAUGGUUACACCCUUAAUUAUUCCCAGAGUGUGGCUUUCAACAGCUGUUCUUUAGUUCAGCAGUUUUUAGAGAAUAAUCUUGAGUAAGUAAUGCCUGGUUAAAUGUGCUUAUUUAAUAAAAUAUAUGUCCAUAUUUAAAAUAUUUUGGCUAGCAGUGUGGAUAUACUGAGUUUUGCCCUACUGACCGUGUCACGAUUUGUAGCAAAAGUGUUGAAAUUGGGCCAAUGAUGAGGAGUGACCCUGAAGAGAGGAAACACAAGUAGUGUUAAACAAAUGGGAAAUGGUGACCUCUGUAUCUUCUGAUGUUUUUUGUAGUUCUGCUUAUUUAUUUAUUUGAGUAAUUUAUAUAUUUAUUAUUUAUUUGGAGAAGACUGAAUGUACAUAAUGCAUCCAUCUGUAAAUGUUCUGCUGAAUGGGCAUCUGUGGCCGUGGCUGCCUGGCUGAAGGCUCUACUGUAAUUCUACUGUUCUCUCAGCUAAAAUAUACUCUGCUGUCUCCUCCUGUACUCAGACACCA
Astyanax mexicanus (Mexican tetra) is the source of this 4457-nucleotide messenger RNA. It is a transcript of the gene tlcd3ba, whose product is annotated as TLC domain containing 3Ba. Lineage: Eukaryota; Metazoa; Chordata; Actinopteri; Characiformes; Acestrorhamphidae. Gene Ontology annotation, cellular component: membrane; endoplasmic reticulum. Gene Ontology annotation, molecular function: sphingosine N-acyltransferase activity. Gene Ontology annotation, biological process: ceramide biosynthetic process; lipid homeostasis. Bases 298 to 1188 code for a protein of 296 amino acids. The record is from RefSeq and is a predicted model, not a curated record. The transcript has 8 exons.